This is a messenger RNA of Cinara cedri, 5553 nucleotides long. Lineage: Eukaryota; Metazoa; Arthropoda; Insecta; Hemiptera; Aphididae. The record is from the annotation of a GenBank genome assembly.
CGAUAUGGUUAUAACCGUGUUCACGUAUUCAUAUCACAAUUUUCACGAUAAGGGACAAGACGCUGGACGCUAGACGCCAUCGUUUAUUGAUCAAUGAUCAUAUUAUUUAUAAUAUAAGCCAAACAUUUUUUUUUAUUAUUAUAAUUAAUUUUAAUUAUUUUGUUAUUCUCCUCAGUUAUAAAAAUCCUAAAAACCAAUCAAAAUGACGAACGUUUAUUGAUUUGAAUAGUUCGUUUUUAUUCGAUAUACACGAUUUAACUUACCCACGGAAGAUAUUUGUGUUUUAAAUAAAAAAUGGACCAUAAUGUGUGUUACAUUUCCGACCCACAGUUACUCGAAGAAUGUUGCAAAAUACCAAACGUCCCACAGAGAGUAAGACCUGACACUUUAGAGAAUAUCAUUAUUUCAAUGUUAUUGUACAAAUAAUAAUACAAAUACAUAGUUUUAUAGACUGGGAUUACAUAUUCUGUGGAAUAAUUUCCAUAAUAGAUAUUAUUCAAAUAAUGUUCAAUCAUAAAAUUGAAAAUUAUAAUUUAUACUUUUUUUAGUGGUGUUCUAUCCUUAAACUAAUAAAUAAUACAUUCUAAAACAAAUUCAAUUAAACAAGUUAUUUCAAUAUAACUAGCCACCUAGGUAAUGGUUUGUGUUCAAGGCACACAGACUCUUGCUCACUUUAGUGUGCCAGAGUUUAUUAAAACUUUUUGAUAGUUAUAAUAAUGUGUCCAAUUUUUUCUAAUCUGAGGAUUAGUAACCAUGGUUAAAUCAAUUUCGUUUUUUCACUUUGACGGUAAUUAUGUGCUCAACAUUUAAUUAAAAGUAUUUAAUUGUUGUUGCACAACUAAUAUUACUGAUCUAAAGUUGCUGUAUUUAAUUAUUAGAUAAAUUAAAUUCAUAUUUAAAUAAAAUUGAAAAUAUUAAAUAGGUAGGUACAUAAUUUAAAAAAUUUUUAUGGGAAAAUUUUGUUGAAUUGUUCUUUUUAAUCUAAUUGAAUACAACUAUAUUCAAAUAACGGCUAAUUUUAAAUUUAGCACUGAAAUUGACAGUAAUAAAAUUAAAUGAUUAAGAAAAAUAAAUGUUAUAUCUAUCUAUUCCUGAAUUUUUUUUAAUUAUAGAUAAGUAGAUAUUUGAUUAUAGUCUAAAUUAUAAGGAUUUUUAAUUCUGAUAUUAUUUAACUAAUUAAAAAAUAUAAUUUUUUUAAUAAAAAUGUAUUUAUAUUUUAGGCUUACUUUGUUGAUAGUCUCAUUAAGGCGUAUGGACUUACCAAUCACAUGGAUGUGUUUAAAGUAAAGCCUUCAACAUACGAAAAUCUCAUUGAUUUUCAUUCUAGCGCAUAUAUUGAUUACUUAAAGAAUCUAAAUGAUAAGGAUGAUUCUACCGAUGAUGGAGAUGAAUAUGGAAUAGGUUAUUAAUGUUAUUAAUUAUUAAGAAACUAGUACAAACAAUAAUAUCAACAAUAGUACCAAAUAAUAUAAUAUCAUAGCCCAUAAUUGAAUAAUUGAACAAAUUUGAAUGGUAUUUUAUUAAUUAAGGAAAAUAAUCCUUUAUUUAAUUUUUUUCUUUGGUUCAAUUAUUUAGGACUUCUUAUAGGUUGAUUUUAUUAUAGUUUAUUUUUCAAGUUUUUUAAAACAAAACCAUAAUCAUAUAAUAAUAUAUACGAGGGCUAAUCAAAAAGUAUCGAGACUGAUAAUAUUGCUCGGAAACCGAGCGUUGAAGAGCAAAACGAUUUGUAAACCUAGCUUCUAUGACUCAGACUGAGCACAUCUAUUCGUAUAAAAUCUCUAUAAACUUCUUCGUUUUGAUUUGACGAUAUUUUUCUAAAAUUUGUUUUUCACGUUUGACGAUUUCAUAAUGAAUCCAAAAGAAGCGGGACUUGCUGCCACUCGAGGGCAUAUUUUCAGUUUUUCAAUUGACAUUUAAUGGCAAAAACCAUGAAAUGUUGCAUCCCUCUGAAACUGGAAAAAAAAUCCCAGACAAAUUUUCUAAAAUCUCCAAAUCUGUCAAGUUACUCUUCUUUUGGGUUUAUUACAAAAUCGCCAAACUCGAAAAAUAUAUUUUACAAAAAUAUCAGCGAAAUCAAACCGAAGAAUUUUAUAGAGAAGCAAUAAAAACAAAUAUACUCAGAAAAAGUUAUAGAAGCAAGUGAUACCAAUCCUACUGCCCUUCGAUGCUCCUUUUCCGAAUGAUACUACCAGUCUUGAUACUUUUUGAUUUGCCCUCGUAUGAGUGUUUUGCUUUUUUAUUUUGUAUAAAGGAUAAAUUUUCUGUGUUCAUUUAAUAUUGCAAAAACAUAUAAUAUUAUUCAAAAGCCAAAUAGUGUUCAUUCAAAUAAAUAUAAUAUUCAAUUUUUAUUUUACUUUAAAAUACCGGCAUAAGAUAAAGAUGAAUGUUAAGAAGAAUAUUUUAACAUUUAUAUAUAUUCUAGGUUAUGAUUGUCCAGCACUUAAAAAUAUAUGGCAAUUUAGUACAUAUAUUGCAGGUGGAUCAUUGACAGCUGCAGAAUCAUUAACUUCUAUGAAAUACAGAUUUGCUAUAAACUGGUGCGGUGGUUGGCAUCACGCUUUGAGGUUUAAUACUUUACUAUUGACCAUCUAAAAAUAUGUAGUCUACAAAUUAAAAUUAAGAACUUAUCUUUAUUAUAAUAAUAUUUAUUCACUCAUUUUAGUACCUAUUUAAUUAGUAGACAACUAAGUUUAAUAAUAUUUUUUCAAGAGGUAUUAAUAAUUAAUACAUUUUUUUGGUAGACUACAUGUUUUGUAGAUAAAUCUACUAUUAAUUUAUGAAUCUAUAUUAUGUAUUUUGAUGUAUGUAUACUUAAUUUUUAGGGAUUCUGCUCAAGGUUUUUGUUAUAUAAAUGAUAUAGUUUUAGCCAUAGAGACGUUAAGAAAAACUUUUGGAAGAGUUUUGUAUAUUGAUCUUGAUGUUCACCAUGGUACACUAGUUAAUUUUUACUUAUAGUAUUAUUUUUCAUGAAUUAAUCUUGAAAAAAAAAACCAUUUAGGUAAUGGUGUUGAAUAUGCAUAUUAUGCUACGGACAGAGUUCUUACACUUUCAUUUCAUCAAUAUGAACCUGGUUUUUACCCAACAAGUGGAUCAUUAAAUGAUAUUGGACAAGAUAAAGGAAAGUAUUAUACUGUGAAUGUACCCUUAAAAGAAGGUAUACCUGAUGAUAAAUACAUAAAGUUUUUUCACAAGUAAUAUUUUUAUUUUUAUUUAAACUUGAUUUAAAUUCUACACUUUAUUAAUUUAUCUUAAUAUUAUUUUAACUCAAAUUAGAAUCAGUAAUUUGGUGUAUAGUUCCUACAAUCCAAAAUGUGUUGUUGUUCAAUGUGGUGCUGAUAGUUUAGUAGGCGAUACAAUUGGUGGAUUUAAUUUAACUCCAAAAGCACAUGCUGAAUGCAUUAAGAAUGUAAUGAAAUGGGAAUUGCCCACAUUAUUUGUUGGUGGUGGUAAUACAUGUUUUAUUAUUAUUUUAUUAACACUUGUACAUACUAUACACAUAUGAGCAUUCAUAAACUGCUGUAUGUUUUAAUGGUUUUAUGAAAAAAUUAAAUAAAAAUUUGAAAAAAACAUUUUAUAUGUUAUAUUUCCUUUAAUAUUUUUAUAUUUAUUUGAAAGAAAAUUAUCUAUUAUUUUAUGGUUAGAUAUACAUUCUCAUUAAGAGGGUUGGAAGAAAUUUUUCAAAUUUUCUUGAAUUUGAAAAUUAUUUUUAUCUUUUAUGACUAUCUUAAUAUUACAACUUUUCCAAUAAUCUACUACCUAAUAUUAAUUUAAUAAGAAUGGCUGUUUUUUACAGAUUAUUAUUAUAGAUUAUUUACAGAUGCCAUUUAAGACCAAUAUACAUAUGCAGUAAAAAGGCAUACUUUCCAUUGUCCAAUUUCAAUUUAUAAAGUUUGUUUAGAUUUAUUUGUUUUUAAUUUUAUUUGAGUUUAUAAGGUUUUUAGGGAAACUAUUAACUUAAUUUCAAAAUUAGAUAAAGGUCUUUGUAUAUGUUAGUAAAAAUGUCCCUAAAAGUUUUAUAUAUACUGUCAACAUUCUUUCUUUAUUAUAAUGUGUUGUAAAAUAUUAUGUAAUACUUGGUAACAAACUUAACUCAAUUUUAAAUAAAAAAUUCUGAAGAGGAAGGAAUUUUCUUUAACAAUAAAUUAUGAUUCUCAUAACAUUUAAUAAGAUUUUAUAAUAAACACAGAAAAGUGCAUGUUUAUACUGAAAUAAGUAAAUAUUUUAUUAAAAAUAUUUCUUCUUCUUGGAUUUAUAAUUCUGUAAAAAUGUUGGCCACAUUUUUCCAGUUAUCACAAUCCUGGACUCUAUCUUCCUAAUCUGUCACUUCCAGUGAUUUUAAAUCUUUCUUUAUUACAUCCAUCCACCGCUUCCUAUGCCUUCUUCGAUUGCUGCUCUCGUACUGCUUUACUAAUAGUAUGACCAAACCACUAGAAUUGUUGACAAUUAAUGCAUUUUUUAACAAUAGAAAUUAGUUCAGUAUUUUCAAUCCUUUAAUGUAUCUACUAAAGUCUAACAGGCCCCUGUUCUAUACAAACUCAAAAUGUUCUAAAUUAUGACCUUAAUACCAUAUCUUAAUCUCAAUAUACCAAGUGAUCCAGUUCUCUGGAUUCAAUUAUCUAAGGCAAUGUUUGCAAUGUAGGCAAUGUUGGUGGUUUCUUGACAAAAAGGUUUUAUGAUGCAGGAUUAUCAGCCCUGUGAUCAACCUUCCAAACCCUGAAAGGAAGCUUAGCUCCCCCCCCCCAUUCUGCUAAACCUAUAAACACAUAAGAACUUGUUCCCCUGAGGGAAUCAAAAACAUUUAUGUAUAAUAUUUUUGUUUUGUCUUUUACAAUUGUUUUUUACUACUAAUUCUCAUUUUAUAGAAAUUCUUUAUGUGACUAGUGUAUUGAGUUAAGUGUAAUUCAAUAAAAAUAAAUUCAUUAACUAACAUAUUUCUUUUAAUAGGUGGUUAUAAUGAGUCAAAUGCUGCUCGUUGCUGGACAUUAUUAACAGCUAUAAUUACUGGACAAGAUAAUACAUUAUUUACUGAUAUACCAGAUAAUGAGGUAUUUAUUAUUUAAAAUUAGCACUCAGAAAACUCAUACCAUAAUCAAAUUUUAAUUAACUGUUAAAACAGUAGAUAAACAGUGUUGUCACUUAUAUUAUAAUAUAAUUAAUGGAAUGUAAAAACCCAACCGGUUUUUGAUUUUAUUUUCUAAAGAUUAACUUUUAAAACAAAUAAUAUUAUUUAAAUGAAAUAUACUCUAUUUCAGUACUUUUCGGUUUAUGGUCCAGACUUUACAUUGAACAUAAAUCCAGGAAAUCGAAAAGAUUAUAACACUGCUAAAAGUUUGAAUAAUAUUUUCAAUUUUGUUGAAAGUAAUGUUAUUAUAUUUAAUUAUUUUUAUUUUUUAAGAAAUUAUAAUAAUAAUUUUUAAUAAAUCGUCUUUAUUUUAUUAUUUUUCAGGCAAUAUGAAAAUAAUAAAAGCACUUGUAAGACCACAACAACAAACAUAAUUCAAAUCAACACUUAUUAUUACUCUUUUUUUUUUUUCAAUAUUAUAAAAUACAAAU